AUGGCGACCACCACCACCCUCUUCCAUCCGCUCUCCGUCCCCAUCGCCGGCGGCCGCGUCCGGCGCUGCCCCCUCACCCUGCUCGCCCCCACCCGCACGGCCCCCCGGCGGUCGACGCCCCUCCUCGUCGCCCGAGCCAAGCGCACCAAUAACUCCAGCGCUGCCCCGAAGCGAGAGGCGGAUGAGGAGGUGGAGGUCGAGGAGGAGCUGCCGUGGAUCCAGGACAAGGCGCUGGACCUCGUGGAGUUCACCGGCACCGUUACGCAGGCCAUCCCCGGCCCGCGCGUCGGCUCCAGCCCCGUGCCGUGGCUCCUCGCCGUGCCGCUCGCCUACGUCGGCGUCUCCUUCGCCCUCGCCGCCGUCCGCACCUUCCGCAGGUUCACCUCCCCGCGCACUCAGAAGAAGAAGAGGGUGACCAAGAAUAUAUUCUUGUUGAAGUCACUAGACGAGUUGUUUCAGAAGGGCAGGGAAGCAGUGGAUUUUCCAGCUCUUCAAGAACUAAUGCAAAAGACAGGAUUUGACAUGGAUGAUGUAGUAAGAAAGUACAUCCGAUACACACUGAAUGAAAAACAAUUCAAUCCUGAUGUGGUUGUGGAUCUCAUACAUCUUAGGAAAGCAUCGAUGUUAGAAGAUAAUGAAGUUGCUGAAAUUCUGAAUGAGAUAUCAAGACGAAUUGUUCGGGAAAAAGGUCCAAUAGUUAUGGACUUAUCUGGGUUUACAGAGCAAGGUUUUAAGCGGAAGCUUGCUGUGCAAACAUUGUUUGGAAAAAUCAUGUACUUAUCAGAGCUGCCAGAGUUCUGUUCUCGGGACGGCUCGCUUGUUGUCAAAGAAAUCUUUGGAGUUACAGACGAGGAUGCAGACAGCCUUCGUAGUCGUACCCUUUCUGAAGCCGGUGAUAUCGAGUCGUUAGAAAGGAUGGUCGAUGAUUCUGACUUUGAACAUGGUACCCCAUCAUCAUCUUGA
Messenger RNA from Triticum turgidum subsp. durum (durum wheat), 963 nucleotides. The record is from the annotation of a GenBank genome assembly. Lineage: Eukaryota; Viridiplantae; Streptophyta; Magnoliopsida; Poales; Poaceae.